Molecule: messenger RNA, 1002 nt
Organism: Penicillium mononematosum
Lineage: Eukaryota; Fungi; Ascomycota; Eurotiomycetes; Eurotiales; Aspergillaceae
Exons: 4
Coding region: 1-1002 (333 amino acids)
Source: RefSeq, a predicted model, not a curated record
AUGCGGAUAGGUACACCAAAGCAGGCGCGCCUCUGGCUCCGCUUGCGUCAACAGCUCCCUCUUAUCGUCGGCAGCUCGGGGGGGGGCUUCCUCCGCACCCUGCACCGCGGUGCUCUCUCUCCCCGUACUGGCGUGAGCGACUUGCAGGAUCAACUUCGUCGCGUCAGCCUGACAGUGAGCUCUGGGUUGGCGCGCCCGCAAGUCCAACUCCUUUCCUCCACCCAAUCGAUGUUCCAAUCGAAUUCAUUCGCGACUGCGUCUACCCCUCUCAAGGCGAGCAAGACGCCCAAGGCGAAGAGCUCCAAGAAGGCUGGCAGCGAAGCGAAGAAGAAGCCUCUCAGCGAGAAACAACAAGAAAUUCAGGAAAUCAAGAAACGCCGGGCUCACAUCAGAGAGCUCGAGGCGACUGCCCUCCUGAGCGGGCGACCCAAGAGGUUUCCCACUAACGCCUUCGCUAUUGCUAUGUCUGAGCUGCUGCCCCAGACCAAAGGUCACUCCACGCACAAGGAAGCAUUCUUAGCCGCCGUGGAGCGUGCCAAAUCCAUCGGCCCUGAAGAUGGGGAGAGAUUCCAAGCUCAAGCCAAGGCGAACUUUGCCGCUAACACCGCCGCUUACGACUCGUGGGUCAAGUCGCACACACCUCUCCGGAUCAAGGAGGCCAACUCUGCCCGCCUAUCCCUUUCGCGUCUUACCAACAAGAAUUACCCUCCAAUCAAAGAUGACCGCUUGGUCAGGGUAUCUAGAUCUGCCUACAUUUUGUUCUUGAAGGACCGCGUGGAGAGCCCUGAUUACCAGGGAAAGUCUGGCUCGGAGAGCUUCCCAGCUAUUGGCCGCGAAUGGAUUGCACUACCCAAGCGGAGAAAGACCGCUACCGCAAAUUGCAAAUCGAAGAUCGCCAACGGUAUGAGAGAGAGUAUCAAGAUGUGUAUGGAAUCCCAGCACCCGAGAGUUCUCAUUACCAAUCACCGGAAGACUACCUGUGAAGAUGAGCCCGAAACCUGA